Molecule: messenger RNA, 822 nt
Organism: Sturnus vulgaris (Common starling)
Lineage: Eukaryota; Metazoa; Chordata; Aves; Passeriformes; Sturnidae
Source: RefSeq, a predicted model, not a curated record
AUGGCUCUGCUGUGCAGCAGCUCCCAGCACCACACACACAUCAGUGAUCACCGCCGGCAGCAGCCGGGCAGCGGGAGUUAUUCCUCCGUCAGCGCGAGCUUGGCAGCAGGAAAAGCGGCCACUUCCCUGAGCAGGCAGCUGACGGAGGAGGAAGGAGCACGGCGGGCAGAGACCCCCUCCCCGCCGCCCGCGGGAUACCUGGGCUCGGGCCGGGCUCUCCGGAGAAGGAUGCUCCCCGCCGGUGCCAGCGACAACGGAGCCCAAACCCCGGCGCCGACUCCUGCGGAUCCCCGGGAAACUCCGGCUCGCGCGGGCGCCGCCGGCCCUUGUGUACCCGCAGCAGCCCGCGGGAGCACCGGGAUACCGGGUGGAGCGGCCAAGGGCUGCCCACGACACCGGCGCCCACAGCGAGAGCCCCGCGCGGAAACCGCGACCCGCCCUGCGCCUUCUCCCGCCCCUCCCUGCACCUUUUCCCGCCCGGGCCCCCGGGCACUCCCUCCCGCUGUCCCUCCCCUCCCUCACCGUGCGGGCGCGGAGGCUGCGGGCGGCCCGGCCCUGGCACAUGGCGCGGCGGGGCGGGGCGGCCGCGGGCCCCGGCGCCACCGCCCUCACGCUCCGCCUGCCUCUGUCCCUCCGGAUUCCUGCUGCUGCAGCCGCCUCCUGCCCCGGCCCCGGCAGGCGCUGGGCAUCGAGCGAUCAUCCAGGUAUUCUCAAACAGGAUCACAGAUCACAGUAACAAAAUCAGUAGGUUGGAAAAGGCCUCUGAGAUCAUCGAGUCCGACCUUUGAUCGAGCACCACUCUCAACUAGACCAUGGCAAUAA